Molecule: messenger RNA, 1491 nt
Organism: Lates calcarifer (barramundi perch)
Lineage: Eukaryota; Metazoa; Chordata; Actinopteri; Centropomidae
Product: AP-1 complex subunit mu-2
Exons: 11
Coding region: 169-1476 (435 amino acids)
Biological process (GO): intracellular protein transport; vesicle-mediated transport
Cellular component (GO): clathrin adaptor complex; clathrin-coated vesicle
Molecular function (GO): clathrin-cargo adaptor activity
Source: RefSeq, a predicted model, not a curated record
GCAGCGAGUUGCAGUUAAACGCAACGACUGAAGAGAGUGGAGGAGAGGAGGAAGGAGGAGGAUGAUGGGAGCGAGUAUUACAGCGUAUAAGUGACCCAUAUCUUACAGUUAGACCCACAUAUUAUUAUCUAGGCUAGUUCUUGUACUCGAGGAUUUUUCUCCACCAAGAUGUCGGCGUCUGCGAUAUUUAUCCUCGAUCUGAAGGGAAAGGUGCUGAUCUGCCGCAACUACAUGGGCAACAUGGACAUGAAUGAGAUUGACCACUUCAUGCCCAUCCUGAUGAAGAGGGAAGAAGAGGCUGAGAUGACGCCGCUGGUCAGCCAUGGCUCUGCACACUUCAUGUGGAUCAAGCACAGCAACCUUUAUUUGGUCGCAAUGACCAAGAAGAAUGCCAAUGCUGCUCUGGUGUACUCCUUUCUUUAUAAAAUCAUCCAGGUAUUUAAGGAGUACUUUAAAGAACUCGAGGAGGAGAGCAUUCGUGACAACUUUGUGACGGUGUACGAGCUGAUGGACGAAGUGAUGGACUUCGGCUUCCCUCAGACAACUGACAGCAAGAUCCUACAAGAGUACAUCACCCAGCAGGGUCAUAAAUUGGAGGUCGGGGCACCUCGACCUCCUGCCACCGUCACCAACGCCGUGUCAUGGCGGUCAGAGGGCAUCAAGUACAGGAAGAACGAAGUUUUCAUGGACGUCAUUGAGUCAGUAAAUCUACUGGUGAGUGCCAAUGGCAGCGUCCUGCGCAGUGAAAUAGUGGGCAGCAUUAAGCUCAAAGUUGUCCUGUCGGGGAUGCCUGAGCUCAGACUGGGCCUCAACGACAAAGUGCUGUUUGAAAUCACAGGCAGAGAGAAGAGCAAGACAGUGGAGCUGGAGGAUGUGAAGUUCCAUCAGUGUGUCCGUCUGUCACGCUUUGAGAACGACCGCACCAUUUCUUUCAUCCCCCCUGACGGCGAGAGCGAGCUCAUGUCCUACCGCCUUAACACUACAGUGAAGCCUCUCAUAUGGAUUGAGAGCGUGAUUGAGAAGUUCUCUCACAGCCGUGUGGAGAUCAAGGUGAAGGCUCGGAGUCAGUUUAAGAGUCGGUCCACCGCCAACAACGUGUCCAUUAUGGUGCCAGUGCCCAGUGAUGCUGACUCACCCAAGUUCAAGACCAGCACGGGCAGCGCCAAGUGGGUGCCAGAGAAGAACGCGGUGCAGUGGAACAUCAAGUCUUUCCCUGGUGGUAAGGAGUACAUCAUGCGGGCACACUUUGGGCUGCCCAGCGUGGAGAGCGAUGAACUAGAGGCGAAGAGACCAAUCACAGUUAACUUUGAGAUUCCGUAUUUCACUGUGUCGGGAAUUCAGGUGCGUUACCUAAAGAUCAUAGAGAAGAGCGGUUACCAGGCAUUGCCAUGGGUGCGUUACAUCACACAAAGUGGAGGUGAGAAAAUAACACACCAAAACAGACUUACACAGAAAACACACACUGAUAAUGUGUGAUUGCAUUCAGAUAGG